Molecule: messenger RNA, 2709 nt
Organism: Xiphophorus hellerii (green swordtail)
Lineage: Eukaryota; Metazoa; Chordata; Actinopteri; Cyprinodontiformes; Poeciliidae
Product: zona pellucida sperm-binding protein 4-like
Biological process (GO): prevention of polyspermy; binding of sperm to zona pellucida
Cellular component (GO): egg coat
Molecular function (GO): acrosin binding; structural constituent of egg coat
Source: RefSeq, a predicted model, not a curated record
GGGGACUAACCAGACCAGACAGCUGUGAGGUCAUGGCCAGUCACUGGAGUGUCACUUGUUUGGCAGCACUAGCUCUGCUAUGCUGCUUGGCUAGCAAGGAAGCAGAGGCACAGAAGAACCCUCACAUGCCUCAGUAUACCCAGAAACCUCAGAUGCCUCAUUACCCUCAGCAACCUCAAAACCCUCAGCAACCUCAGAACCCUUACCCUCAAUCUCAGAUCCCUCAGCAACCUCAGAACCCUUACCCUCAAUCUCAGAACCCUCAGCAACCUCAGAACCCUCACCCUCAACCUCACGACCCUCAGCAACCUCAGAACCCUUACCCUCAACCUCAGAACCCUCAGCAACCUCAGAACCCUCAACCUCAACCUCAGAACCCUCAACCUCAGAACCCUCAGCAACCUCAGAACCCUCAACCUCAACCUCAGAACCCUCACCCUCAACCUCAAAAACCUCAGCAACCUCGGAACCCUUACCCUCAAUCUCAGAACCCUCAGCAACCUCAGAACCCUUACCCUCAACCUCAGAACCCCCAGCAACCUCAGAACCCCCACCCUCAACCUCAGAACCCUCAGCAACCUCAGAACCCUCAGCAACCUCAGAACCCUUCCCAGCAACCUCAGGAACCUUACCCCCACCAACCUCAGAACCCUUACCCUCAACCUCAGAACCCUCAACAACCUCAGAACCCUCAACAACCUCACUACCCUUAUUACCCUCAGCAACCUCAGAACCCUUACCCUCAGCAACCUCAGAACCUUUACCCCCAGCAACCUCAGAACCCUUACCUUCAACCUCAGUCGCAACGUCGAAUUCUGAACCCCCAGCAAUUGCCAUAUGAUGCUUCAAAGCCUCAGUAUCCUCCAUAUCCUAUGCCCCAAAUGCCUGCUAGACCUCAGUAUCCUCAGCCACAGAUGCCUGCUAGACCUCAGUAUCCUCAGCCACAGAUGCCUGCUAGACCUCAGUAUCCUCAGCCACAGAUGCCUGCUAGACCUCAGUAUCCUCAGCCACAGAUGCCUGCUAGACCUCAGUAUCCUCAGCCACAGAUGCCUGCUGGACCUCAGUAUCCUCAGCCACAGAUGCCUGCUGGACCUCAGUAUCCUCAGCCACAGAUGCCUGUUAAACCUCAGUAUCCUCAGCCACAGAUGCCUGUUAAACCUCAGUAUCCUCAGCCACUGAAGCCUCAAACAGCCACCAUUCCUCCCUUGAGACCACAAGACCUUUUGAUUCCCAGCCCUAAAAGGUGUGAUGUGCCAACAGCUUCAAGAGUACCAUGUGGAGCUCCAGACAUCACUGCCACUGAAUGUGAGGCCAGAGAUUGCUGCUUUCAAGGCCAGUCUUGCUACUUUGGAAAAGGAGUGACAGUCCAGUGUACCAAGGAUGGCCAAUUUAUUGUUGUUGUAGCCAAAGACGUCACCCUCCCCCACAUUGACCUUGAAACAAUCUCACUGUGGGGAGGAGGUCCAGGCUGUACACACGUUGACUCUAAUUCCAUUUUUGCUAUCUAUUUCUUUCCUGUUACUGCCUGUGGCACUGUUGUCAUGGAGGAGCCUGGAGUUAUAAUAUAUGAGAACAGUAUGACAUCUUCCUAUGAAGUGGGUAUUGGGCCUCUUGGAGCCAUUACCAGGGACAGCAGCUAUGAAUUACUCUUCCAGUGUAGGUACAUUGGCACCUCAGUUGAAACUCUGGUGGUCGAAGUUCUGCUGUUGGAUAAUCCUCCUCUGCCAGUUGCUGUUGGUCUUGGACCCAUCAGAGUGGGUCUGAAGUUGGGCAAUGGCCAGUGCAUUACAAAGGGUUGCAACGAUGUGGAUGCGGCCUACACCUCUUACUAUCAGGACUCAGACUAUCCUGUUGGCAAAGUACUGAGGGAUCCAGUGUAUGUGGAAGUUCAGCUGCUUAACAAGACAGAUCCCACACUGGUUCUGACUCUUGGACGCUGUUGGGCAACUACAGGCCCCAACCCUCAUAGCCUGCCCCAGUGGGACAUUCUGAUUAAUGGAUGUCCAUAUGCAGAUGAUCGUUACCUCUCCACACUGGUUCCAGUGGGUCCUUCAUCUGGUCUGGAAUUUCCAACUCACUACCGACGUUUCAUUUUCAAAAAGUUUACCUUUGUGGACACCAAUUCAAUGGAACCCCUAAGAGAAUACGUGUACAUUCAUUGUAGCACAGCUGUGUGCGUUCCAGGACAUGGUGUAAGCUGUGAACCAUUAUGUCACACUAUAGGAAAGAGAGACACAGAGGCUGCAGAGGAGAGGAAGGUUGAACCAAAGGUUGUGGUUUCAUCUGGACAAGUGAUUAUGACUGCCCCUCAGGAGCGAGCAGAGUCAACCUAAGCAAUUCAACCGGGAACAUUUAGAAAAAACACUUUUAAAAUUAAUGCAGUUGUUGAACAGUAAAAAAAAAAGUAACUGUAUUUCUAAGUAAAUGAUCGCACAAUAUAUAACCAGCAGUUGAUUCAGUUUUGAAGAUAGAAUGAUUGGUUCUUGUUAGUUCUUCAUAUAAAAGUUGUUUACUUGACAACAUGUUUAAAGUUGUAUUUAGUGGUUUCGUUGUACAAGUUUGAAUUGUAUGAAUUCUCCAAAUAUGUCAAGCAUGAAAAAAACCAAAUGGCAUCGCAGGAGCACCCCAAGUUUAAAAAGUAAUAGUUUCAAACUUCUGUUGACAAACUGCAUGAAUUAAAAUGUAAAAAAAUGAAUAAAUAAAUCAAUA